UGGAAAGAUUCAGAUGCAAUUAAUCAAUUAAUUAUUAAAAUGUCUACACAAAUUCCUCUCACAAUCGAUAACUUUUUACUUGUUGCUCGUACCACCGAUUCUCAAGAAGAAUUAAAAACAUUAACAGAACGUUUAGAGCAUGAAAUAGGAAAAUUACGCUCAAAAGAUAUUGGUGGUGAAAAUGAUGCUGAUAUUCGAGCAACAUUAAACAGCUACAAGUAUUUGAAACGUCUUUUAAAUGAUAGAUUGGAUUUACAACAACGUUUAGAAUCAUCACUCUUUGAUGAGGAUGAUUUACCGCAAAAAGUUUCAUAUCACGAUUUACCAUUAACAGAAAUUCUAAAUAAUUCUAAUGGACUGGAUUAUUUUCUAAAAUUUUUACAGUCUGUAGAUGGUGUUGGUUAUGGUAAUUUUUAUUUAAAUGCUGAAGGCACAUUCAAAUUGUCUGUUGAUGAAAAUUUGAUUAAGAAAACAUUAAAAGUAUUGCAAAGUGAAACAAUCGACGAGACAUUACUAGAUGAUUUGCAAAAUAACGUAUUUGAAAUUCUUUCAUCUGACAAGUAUUACGGACAAUUUAAAACAACACCACAAUAUUUGAAAGUUCUGAGUGAAAUUGAUUUUAUCGAUUCAAUCACAAUGGAUAAUUCUGAUGCGGCCUCUCUUUCAAGUGUUUGUUCUGAGAAAGGUGACAAAUAUGCCAUUUAUGUAAUAUCUGUAUUAUGUAAACCUGUAAUUUCAACCAAAGUGACCGAUGCUGAUAUAUUAAAACAAAAAGAAUGGAUAACUUAUCGACGUUUUAGUGAGUUUAACGAUUUACAUAUAACCAUACGAAAACGUUAUCGAGAUUUACAAUACAUUCAAUUGCCACAAAAAAGUUUGAUUAAUUCUACUAAUCAAGAUGUUCGAUUGAAACGACAAAAAGAAUUGAAUAAUUAUUUAAUGGCAUUAUUAGAUCCAAAAGUAUUAAGUACUCAUCCUUAUUUAGCUGAUUUAUUAUUAAAAUUUCUUCGUAAUCAACAAUGGAAAUGUGAACAAACGGAAUUCACUCGAAAAGACAUUGUUAAAUCGACGGUUGAUACUCUCGUGAAUCCAUUUAAGCAAUCAGCGUUAGGCAUUAAAAAUGCUGUUACCUCACUACCUGGCAAUGUUGUUAAAAGUGUAAAUAAAGUUGCCGAUGGAAUACAAAUAGUGUCAGAUAGUGUGACGGAUAAUAUGGGAAAACUAUUUCGAACUGGACAAAGUUUGAAUGAUGCCUCUCGAGCUUUACAAACAUUUCCAAUUGUUGAAGAUUAUCAAAGUGGUAAAAAUAUUCCAUUGCGUGUACUCCUGGUUAUUAUGGAUGAAAUAUUUGAUUUAAAACAAAAAAAUAUGUGGUUUAGAUCAAGAUUUGUAUCAAUAUUAAAAAGAGUAUUACGAACAUUUAUGGGUGGUUCAUUCAACAGACGAAUUGCUGAUUUUGUCAGACAUUGGACAUCGGCACCAAAAAUUGCUAAAGAAAUUAGACGAUUCAAAGACAACUAUUGGCCGAAUGGUAUCAUAGCUGAUAAACCAGCUGAACGUGAUGAAAGUAUAAAACACGUUACACAAGUAUUAUGUAAAGCAAAAUUAUUAGGAAUUGUAUCAGAUGAAUUACGUCAUAUAAUUGGUAGUGAAACCACACGUCGUGGACUCUUACGUCUAUUUGAAUUAUUACAAAAUGAAACGUUGAAUCGUCGUUUUAUCUUUGUUUUAUUUGAAGCAAUACUCAUAAAACUAUUUCGUCCAAAUGAUUUACAUUUAAUAUUUGAAAAAUUAUAUUCUAAAUCAUCUCGUGUUAAAGAUGAAUAUAAACGACGAAACCAUGAAGUUCGAAGUAAUGAUCAAUUAAAUGUAAAUAUGAUGUUGACACGAACGAAUAGUGUAACUAGUAAUAAUUCUAAUAUUACAGGUAGAAAUAUGCCAAGAAGUUUUUCGAAAAUAUCAUACUAA
This is a messenger RNA of Didymodactylos carnosus, 1968 nucleotides long. Lineage: Eukaryota; Metazoa; Rotifera; Eurotatoria; Philodinida; Philodinidae. The record is from the annotation of a GenBank genome assembly.